Molecule: messenger RNA, 1421 nt
Organism: Pyrus x bretschneideri (Chinese white pear)
Lineage: Eukaryota; Viridiplantae; Streptophyta; Magnoliopsida; Rosales; Rosaceae
Product: probable pyridoxal 5'-phosphate synthase subunit PDX1
Exons: 1
Coding region: 248-1186 (312 amino acids)
Biological process (GO): pyridoxine biosynthetic process; pyridoxal 5'-phosphate biosynthetic process; amino acid metabolic process
Molecular function (GO): amine-lyase activity
Source: RefSeq, a predicted model, not a curated record
AUUUAAACGUUACAAAGAUAAAUAAAUAAAAAACGUAAUUUAAUGAAUCAACCGUAUACUAAAAACUCCAUUUUUUGCCAAAAAUAGAUACGGGAAAUCUGAGUAGCAGAGUGUGUGUCCCUGUUCCAUACCAUUAUUUAUUUUAUACCAUUUCCAUAUCAUCAUCUUCUUCGCCCUCACUUUCCACUCACCACCACCUUCCUCCUCCUUUCUCGCGAAAUCUCACAUUCCACCAAUCCCCCAGAGAAUGGCUGACAGAAGCGGCGUCGUCACCGUCUACGGCAAAGGCGCCAUAUACGAAACCACCACCAAGUCCUCCCCGUUCUCUGUCAAAGUCGGCCUCGCCCAAAUGCUCCGCGGUGGCGUCAUCAUGGACGUUGUCAACCCCGCCCAGGCCCGCAUCGCCGAGGAGGCCGGCGCCUGCGCCGUCAUGGCCCUGGAGCGCGUCCCUGCCGACAUCCGAUCCCAGGGUGGUGUCGCCCGAAUGUCCGACCCCCAGCUCAUCAAGGAGAUCAAGCGCUCCGUCACCAUCCCAGUCAUGGCCAAAGCCCGCAUCGGCCAUUUCGUCGAGGCCCAAAUCCUCGAAGCCAUCGGCGUCGACUACGUCGACGAGAGCGAGGUCCUCACUCUCGCCGACGAGGAGCACCACAUCAACAAGCACAAUUUUCGAGUCCCGUUCGUCUGCGGAUGUCGGAAUCUCGGCGAGGCGCUCCGCAGGAUCCGCGAGGGCGCCGCAAUGAUCCGGACGAAGGGGGAAGCCGGCACCGGAAACAUCGUAGAGGCCGUUCGGCACGUGCGUCACGUGAUGGGGGACAUCAGGGUCUUGAGGAACAUGGACGACGACGAGGUGUUCGCGUACGCGAAGAAAAUCUCGGCGCCGUACGAUCUCAUGAUGCAGACGAAGCAGCUCGGGAGGCUGCCGGUGGUGCAUUUUGCCGCCGGGGGCGUGGCGACUCCCGCAGACGCGGCGCUGAUGAUGCAGUUGGGGUGCGACGGGGUUUUCGUCGGGUCGGGCGUGUUCAAGAGCAGUGACCCUGCCCGGAGAGCCCGCGCUAUUGUGCAGGCUUCCACCCAUUACAGUGAUCCGGAUGUGCUGGCGGAGAUCAGCUGCGGAUUGGGCGAGGCAAUGACCGGGAUGAAUCUGAACGACGAGAAGGUCGAGCGGUUCGCAUUUCGGUCUGACUGAAACAGUAAGAUUCGAGUUUGGAGCUUUCUGGUGAUCCCCAAAGGACCAAGAGCUAAGGGCUCCAACUUUUAGAAGAAAACGAACAUUGCCCAUAUAUACCAUUUUACAUAUUUUGAUUUCUUAGCUGUGGUACGUAAAUUUAAAUUUCAUGGCUCAGUUGGAUUUAUUUCUGGAUUUUUUUUUUUCCUUCUUUCUUUCCGGAUUCUGCAUUAAUUGAGUGUGUUUUGUCCAAUUU